GGCCCUUAGGGACAAGGGGUAGGGUAUGGGAACCCACGUCUGUGGGAGGGCUCGAGUCCCUAAAUGUGAAGAGGUUGGGGGGGUCUUGGGAUCCCACCUGCCUGGCUCCCUCCUCAGGAGGUUGAGCUGGGCUCUGCACCCUCCUCCCCAGGAGUUAACAGUGCUGCUGCUGCUGCUAUUGCUAGUGGAGGGAGGCUCCUGGGGAGGGAGCCCCCUUCGCCCCCUGUGCAGACCAACUAACGCCACUCUGGCUGCGGAGAGCGAUGCCUGCCCAGUGUGCGUCACCUUUACCACUACCAUCUGUGCUGGCUACUGCCCCAGCAUGGUGCGGGUGCUGCCGGCUGCGCUGCCUCCGGGCCCUCAGCUGGUCUGCACCUAUAGGGAACUGAGCUUCUCCUCCAUCCGGCUGCCCGGAUGUCCCCCUGGCGUGGACCCCGUCUUCUCCUUCCCUGUGGCCCUCAGCUGCAGCUGUGGAUCCUGCCGCCUGAGCCAUUCAGACUGCGGGGGCCCACGGGCCCGACCCCACCUCUGCACCCGGCCUCACCUCAGCCUCCGCCUCCUCUAGGGCGCAGACCUGGGGGCCCUAGCCUCUCCCUUCACCUCUAGGGUGGCACCUUCCAGUUCCUCUCUUCCCUCCACUCCCCUUUUCCAUCCCCUCCUCCCCACCAAUCCCCAAUAAAGGCUUCUCAUCUCA
This is a messenger RNA of Vombatus ursinus (common wombat), 694 nucleotides long. Its product is annotated as lutropin subunit beta. The record is from RefSeq and is a predicted model, not a curated record. Lineage: Eukaryota; Metazoa; Chordata; Mammalia; Diprotodontia; Vombatidae. Gene Ontology annotation, biological process: G protein-coupled receptor signaling pathway. Gene Ontology annotation, cellular component: cytoplasm; extracellular region. The coding region runs from base 26 to 565 and encodes 179 amino acids. Gene Ontology annotation, molecular function: hormone activity. The transcript has 2 exons.